This is a messenger RNA of Mobula hypostoma (lesser devil ray), 4265 nucleotides long. It is a transcript of the gene alkbh6, whose product is annotated as alkB homolog 6. NCBI's taxonomy places the organism in Eukaryota, Metazoa, Chordata, Chondrichthyes, Myliobatiformes, Myliobatidae. The record is from RefSeq and is a predicted model, not a curated record. Bases 320 to 1039 code for a protein of 239 amino acids. Gene Ontology annotation, cellular component: nucleus. The transcript has 7 exons.
AUAAACAAGCUAAUUGAUUAGGUGCCGCCUGGCAUGUAAAUAUCGGCCCAGAUUGUGAUUAAUUAGCUUGUUUAUUUUGGCUUUUUUCUUAAAAAUGUGCUGGGUGCGUUCCGGCUACCACUGCAUUCUUCGCGGCCCGGAGUUUGGGGACCACUGGUCUAUAGAAUCAAAAUCAGAUUUAAUAUCACCGGCACAUGUUCUGAAAUUUGUUAUGCAGCAGCAGUACAACGCCAUACAUAAUACGGUUCACUUCAGUGACUGAUGAACAGCCCUACCUGUUUUGAAAAGCAGAUGUUACAUUCUUCAGUUUGACCGUGCCAUGGCUGCUCAGAACGAUGGUCCUUGUGAUCUGGAGCUCUUCCGUGUGGUUCAGGCUCCAGCAACUGUCUAUUACAUUCCCAACUUUAUCACCAUGGCUGAAGAAAAAUAUCUGCUGCAGCAGGUUUAUGAUUCACCCAAACCCAAGUGGACUCAGUUGUCGGGAAGAAGACUACAGAACUGGGGUGGUUUACCUCACCCGAAGGGAAUGCUCAUUGAGAAGCUACCUGAUUGGCUGGAGAAGUACACAAAGAGAAUAUCAUCCAUGCAGCUUUUCUCAGGGAAAGUUGCUAAUCACGUUUUGGUUAAUGAAUACAACCCUGGUGAAGGAAUCAUGCCUCACGAGGAUGGGCCUCUGUACUUUCCAACUGUGACCACUAUAAGCCUUGGCUCUCAAACCCUACUAGAUUUCUAUCAUCCCAUUACAAGAGAGAAUGAAAAGGGAGAGAUUGCUUUGCCUCAAACCGAAGAGAAUCGCUACUUUUUAUCUCUGCUACUUGAGCCACGUAGCCUCCUGGUGCUGAAAGAUAGCAUGUACUUGAAGUAUCUACAUGGAAUCAGACCCGUGUCAGAGGACAUUAUCACAGACAAGGUGGCAAACUUGACGUCUUGCAACUCAAAACUUGGAGCUGUUUUAACGAGGACUACAAGAGUGUCUCUGACUAUUCGUCAUGUGCCAAAAGUUUUAAAAACUACCAUAUUAUUGGGGAAGAAAAAAUAAGAGAGGAUUUUCUUUAAAAUAAGUUGAGGCCCCCGCCCCCCACAGGACACCUCCUCCCUCAAUAUCACCUCCCUGAGUAAAAAGGCACAGCUGUACCUUCAGUUCCUGAGGAGACUGAGGCAAGUGAGGCUCCCUACCUACCCACACCCAUCUUGACUACAUUUAAAGGAGCACUAUUGAGAGUGUCCGACAAGUUGCAUCUUUAUCUGGUAUGGGAGCAGCCAAGCAUUGGAUCAGAAGUCUUGACAAAGUCAAAGUCAAAUUUAUUUAUAUAGCACAUUUAAAAACAACCCACAUUGACCAAAGUGCUGUACAGAUCAGAGCAACAACCAACAAGGCAAAUGGCUUAUAGGCACCAAAGAAACAACACAAGGGCCUAGGCACAUGGUCCUGAAGGAACAUUGUUUCAUUUUUACUGUGCACUGUACUGGCAGUUAUGGUUGAAAUGACAAUAAAAGCGACUUGACUUGAAAAUCAGCCACAUCAGGAGGAUUCAAACGCUAGUGAAUAGAAGUAAGUUUUGAGCCCGGAUUUAAAAGAGUCGAUGGUGGGGGCAGAUCUGAUAGGGAGGGGAAUGCUGUUCCACAGUCUAGGAGCUACAACAGCAGAAGUGCGGUCACCCCUGAGCUUAAGUUUAGAUUGUGGGACAGCCAGGAGCCCCAAGUCAGCUGACCUGAGGGACCUGGAAGUAGAAUAAGGGACUGUUAGAGUGACCAAGAAGAUCACAGGGAUCGCCAAUGAUCUAAUGGGGUCGUUUUUCAGGAGUGCUGCAUACACAGGGCACUUAGUGUUAUCAAGGAUCCCACCCAUCCAUCCAGCAUCCUCUGACAUUCUACAUCAGGUAGGAGACGCCGAUACAUAAAGACAAGAAUGGUCAGUAUGGGAAACAGCUUCUUCCUGCAGGCCGUUAGGCUUCUGAACUCCCUGCCGCAUCACAUUCGAAAAGUCUCUAGAUCAUAUGUACUGUACCCUGCAAUACUUAAUUUAUGCACUUUGUUUAUUAUUAUGUAAUUCAUUUGUGGAUUUAAUGCUUACUUUCCUAAGUUAUUGUGUGUCAUGAGUACUACUGUGCUUUACACCCUGGUCUGGAGAAAUGUCUUGUUCUGUGGUAUACAUGUAUACAGUUAAAUAACAAAAAACUUGAUUUGACAAGAAUGGUGAUAGCAAAACAAGCCCUUUCUUCAUACUCCACACACCCCAGGACAGGCCUCCACUUUCUCACUCCCAAAUAAGGGACAAAAAUAGCAGUCAAAUACGGGACACUUGUGUUUACCCCGAGAAAAGCUACCAUGACCAUGAAGCCUUGCUGGGGCACCUGCGUGCGCAUGUGUGUAUGUGCCGAUUUUUUUCUACGAAUGGGUUUUGGCUUAAUCUUCCCUAUUCUGUUAAGUGAAACUACACUGUACAUACAUUAUUCCUACUUUAUAUAGGCUGUGUAUUUAUCGUAUCAGUCUUGCUUUUACUAUAUGUUAGUGUUAUUUUGGGUUUUAUGUGCUAUUUGAUAUGAUUUAGUAGGUUAUUUUUGAGUCUGGGGACGCUCAAUAAUUUUUCCCAUAUAAAUUAAUGGUAAUUGCUUCUUCGCUUUACGCCAUUUCGGCUUAUGAACGGUUUCAUAGGAAUGCUCCACCUUAGCGGGGAAAAUACGGGACAAGGACAGUCCUGUAUGGGACAAACCAAUUUAGCCCAAUAUACAGGAUGCCCCAGCUAAUACAGGACAGUUGGCAGCCCUAUCACGUUUCUGGGCCUUUGGAUUCCAGUGGACUCUAACUAUCAGACAUCGGAUCUUUGACUUCCCCAGCAAUCUUGCAAAGACUCACAGACCCAAGGCUUCAGCCAUCGGGCCUCAACUUUCGGACUUUCAAUCUACCCUGGACUCGCCAAUGAUAUUGAAAUGAAGACCCCAAAUUCUGGGCCUUAAACUCAGGUCUCACCGACUUGCGUACCUGGGAGGCCAUCGGCCCUCGUGCCUCCUGUCCGCACAGAACUGCAAUCCCAGAAAAUGCUGCCGAUUCAUUCUCAUUUACCUUAGGGUGGGGGCCACCAGCCUUUGUCCUCGCUGGUCUGCCAGACCAACAUUCAACCUCAGGAACUAUGUACGUAAAUUCCACACAUUUAUUUAUUUAGCGAUACAGCUCAGUAAUAGGCGCUUCCAGCCCAACAAGGCCGUGCCACCCAACUACACACACGAGACCAAUUAACCUACUAACCCAUGUAUCUAGAAUGUGGGAGGAAACCCACACAGCCAUGGGGAGAAGGUACAAACUGCUUGCAGUGACCCCAGGUUGCAUUACUGAUGAUCUGCCCCAGUGCACACCCGGUUCAUUAAGCCAAGGGGUGUCGGACAUGUUCAAGAAAGGCGUGGCCCAGAUUAAAGUGGCUCCGCUACCCUAUCCGCCACAGACCCACAUACCUCACCACACUAAACUCUAUAACUUUAUCUCUCCCAGCCACACAUAUACAUCCACCAGCCCUACCCUCAAACCUAAUGCUCAGGUCCAAGGGGGCACACACCACCACUAAUCCUAGGUGCACCCCAUUUAACCGUGGCCACACCCCUACAAACCCAAUGACAUGCAAGGAGGAGGAAGAUCCAAUAAAGGCAAGUGUUGGACCUGGUUAAUGAAGGCGUGGGCCAGAUGAAAAUGGUAGGGUUGUGUGACACUGAAUCGCGCGUGACAAGAUCAAGCACAAGAGGGAUGAUUCUCCCACUGCCCGCAUACUCUCAACCCUGACUGGUCAAACAAAAUUGUUUUGGAAACAGCAAUGAAGAAUCCCUCUGCAUGUGAGUGUGACGGAAUACCAGACUCUCCUCCAGGGCUUUCGUGACUGACACUAGUGGAAACCAGAGGAAGCUACUGAAAAAAUGUAGGAAGCCCCAAACACCAUCAGAGAUGGAGGACCUUCAUUGCUGCUCUAAAUGCUGCUGGUGUAAUGGGCAAUAAGUAACAAGUAAUGUUACUGUGUACAAUAGGCUGUCCUGAAAUACAUAGCAACUACUCUGCCAUGGUUUAAUAAAUUACUGACUGUAAUAUAAAUGAAUGCUUGUGGUCAUGAAUAUUGAAAAAUUAGGUUUUAUUUACUGUAAUUAGUAAUACAUGUUACCACUUUAUUAAAAUCUGACACUUGUUUUCCAUGACCAUGUCUGAGAUGCCAAAGUGUUGGGAUGGACAGUAGUUUUGAUGAACUGUCGAUCAUAGUCUCUGCAUGAUUUGCUGUUGUUUGCAUG